UGAAGAUUAUAAAACGAUUUGUUCCCGACGCGUACACAAUAAACGAUAAGCGUGUGAUAAACGAUAAGUGUGCAACGAAACGACAUUUAUCAUACAAGUUCCACAUUAAGAAUGAACCGUUUUCAAUUUUUAUAAAAAUCGCGAGACAGUGAAACCUAAAUUGUAGAACUAUUUAAAAAAUAAGAUUAAUGACACAUCAAUUCAAGGACGCGCCGAAAGAGUGUCAUACGCUAUAAAUAAUUUCAGCGCCGAGUUUCACCAGAAACGUGGAAAGAGAUUUGUGUGACAAGCAACAUGGCUACAUUAGUAGCAGCAGAUUAUGUGGUGAUUGGUGUAUUAAUGGCGACCAGUUCCGGCGUUGGUGUGUACUAUUGGUUCACCGGUGGCCGACAAAAAUCGACUGAGGAAUAUUUCGUAGCGAACAAAUCCAUGCGAGUGGUCCCAGUGGCGAUAGGUUUGAUGGUGUCAUACUUAUCAGCGGUCAGUCUACUCGGAGUGAGCUCCGAAAAUUAUAUUUACGGUACUCAAUACUCGGUGAUCAACAUCGCUUACGGCCUCGCCACGCCGGUUGCAGCUUAUUUUUAUUUACCGGUGUUUUUCAAACUUGGCGCUACAAGCGCCUUCGAGUAUCUGCAGAAGCGUUUCGGCAUGACCACCAGAUUGAUAGCCAGCUUUGCCUUUUUGCUCCAAUUGCUCUGCUAUACCGGCGUAGUGUUGUAUGCGCCAGCGCUGGCUUUAGAAGCCACUACGGGUAUGUCAACAACCGCGAGCAUAAUCGGCCUAGGACUGAUCUGUACUUUCUACUCGACAAUCGGUGGCAUCAAGGCGGUUCUCGUCACCGACAUCUUUCAGAGUCUAUUAAUGCUAAUCGCCGUUGUCACAGUUAUUGCCACCGCGGCUGUCAAUACCGGCGGCCUCGACCGGAUCUGGCAAAUCGCCAACGAGGGAUCCCGACUGGAGUUUGACAACAUCUCUCCAGACCCAACUGUACGACACACCUGGUGGAGUCUGACAUUUGGUGGUUUCUUCACUUAUCUUUCCUUAUACAGCGUCAAUCAAGUUCAGGUUCAGCGAAUGUUGACCGUCAGAAAUCUACAGGCCGCUCAGCGCGCAUUAUGGUGGAGCUGGCCGAUGGCGUCGAUCAUGUCGCUCACCCUGUGCUUCUCCGGGCUAGCGAUGUACGCGAAAUACCGUAGCUGCGAUCCGCUCGAGGAGGGCAGGAUCAGCUCGAACGAUCAAUUGAUGCCGCUAUACGUAAUGGACGCGCUGUCGGACUAUCCCGGUGUUCCCGGGCUCUUCGUGGCCGGAAUCUUCAGCGCCGGGCUCAGCACCAUCUCGGCCACGGUUAAUUCCCUCGCCGCUGUUAUUCUCGAAGAUUAUAUCAAGCCUCUCUGGCGUGUAAGAGGGAAGGAGCUAUCUCCGACAACAUCGAUAAUCAUUAGCAAAAUUCUGGCUUUUCUAAUUGGAUUAGCGUGCCUGGCUGUCGCUUUUUUGGCACGAUACCUCGGCGGACUGUUACAGGCGGCUCUGACGAUCUUCGGUGUCGUCGGCGGACCUAUGUUGGGUUUAUACACGCUCGGCAUGUUCCUACCGUCGUGCAACCAGAAGGGCGCGAUCAUAGGCUUCAUUUCUAGCCUUAUGUUCUCCUUGUGGAUGGGAUUCGGUCAACCGAAACCGCCGAUUCCGCGAUUGAGCGUUUCGACUGACGGCUGUGGAUUCAACGACACUAUGAUUAUGUAUCGCGGAAGUGAUAGCGAAUCAUCAAUUUAUACGAGUUCACGCUACGAACACACGGAGGAGAAUGAAUCUUAUUUUUAUCUUUAUCGCAUUUCCUACAUGUGGUAUUGUCCAUUGGGAUUCCGCUUCGCUUUGAUCGCGGGAUGGAUCGCCAGCUGGAUUACACGAUGGAUUUAUAAGGAAGACUUAAUCGAAAUCGAUCCUACUUUGCUGAGUCCGAUUGUGGCAAAAAUGGAGGAAAGACGAAGAAAAGCUGAUAAAUUUCGAAAUACGAUAGCAUUUAAUAAAUAUUGAAACGAUAAGAAUGCACAUAUUGAAAGUUUAUAUCUCUGAUACAGAUCGAGCAGUUUCAUACUGAUUGUGAGCCGCGGAAUGCCAGCUGUCGCGACAUACAGAUACGUAAACACUGCGAACUACGAGCUGUGCGAGCUGUACACUUUACCGAAACGAUCGCAAAUCACGAUGGAAUGCCGCCGGACUGGUGUGUGCGCGCGCGCGCGCCAUACGGUGACAUACAGAGCGAACGCAAGCAAUGACCCGCGUCAUGCAGGUCUUACGUAAGGAAAUAACGCCGCGCACUUACUGGUCGAAAUAGCCGAUUUCGAAAAUCCAAAAUGGAACAGAGAAAAAAAAACUGCAAGAAAUGUUUGAAACUGUGCAAACUGCAUCGGACAACCUUGAAUUCUCAACAAUUAAUUAUAUGCGAUAUAAGAAUAUAUUCUUCACAAACGUAAUUUCAGUAUUGGAUGCAAAGUUGAAUUGUAUGAUAUUGCGUUAUGUUAAAGAAAAGCACAAAAAAAUAUUUUUUUAAAUUUUAAAACUUCCUAAAAUCACUUAUUCGAAUUAUCUUUUCAUAUGUGACUAUUAUCUUGCUGAUUGAAGCUACCCAAACGUUUCAAAUUUCACCGUCACAAUUAUUUUAUGAUUGAUUAUUCCUUCGAUUAAUAUUUAAGCUGACGUGCCAACGAAACGGUCGCUCACGAUUCGCAUGUGUUAAUCAAAUAAGGCGUUUCCUUUUAUACUAUUUGCAAAUAAUCAUUUUUUACAGUGCCGAAUAUCAUUUCAAUAUAAAUCGCGCAGCGGACUGCAUUUUGCGCAGUAAAUCGAGAAAUUUUUGCUCGUGUAAAACGGUGCUCGUAAAAAGUCGUUCGAUUUUUUCAGUCCGUUUUUCUAUUUCUUUCAUCGGCGGUCAUAAGUUGCUUUCGAGUCAAGAGUAUGCAUUUCGAUGAGGAUUAGAAACACGCGAUUAAAAAAGAAAACUUUGUGCAGUCGGGCGAACAACGGGAAUGAGAAAAUAAUCGACAACGCUCGAAGACGCCACGUUGCGGCGAAGUGGCUACCGGUUUUGUGCGCCUCUCGCAGGAAUGCAUCCUUCAUUUUUAUCGCUCGGUUUAAAUUAAGAUCGAUCCACUAUAAUCACGGUGUAAUCACGUUUGGAGAUUAUACGAGUCAAUUCGAACUAAAAGUAAAAAAAAAAACGUUGCACGAAUGUGCUGGCAUUACUGCCAUAUUUUUUCGCAUGUAUUCGCGUAGUUAGAAUAAAAACAAUUCUAAGACUGGUAUGAAAAACAAUUCGAUGAUAUUAAAAUAGUUCCAAUAUCGAAACUCGAAUUGUUAUUUCUUUGGUCAUUUAACUUUAAUUAAGUUAUCGUUAAAUUAGUUCAUCUAGAAAUUUGCUUACAACAUUUUGAAAAAUGAAUUAGAAAUAAGAACACAAGUGUUAAUGAGUUUUCGAUGUUUCAUUUUAACUGAAUCAAAUUUUAAUGAACUAAAUUGUUUCAGUAGAAAAAUUUUAAAUCUAAAAGGAAUUUGUUCGAAAUUAAUCUAAUAAACAUAAAGUUUCUGUAGCAAACACACGACUUGAGGCAAAAUUAACAAAUUCUAGUAAUAUUUUUAUUCACAUGGCAUAUCUUCAUAUCGUGACAUAUCUAUCUUAUAAGAUAAUGGCUGUUCGAUUAAGAUCGGGAUUAAAAAUCGGGAUUAAAUGUAUACAAGUCACGGUAUCGCAAUGCACUCGCGGAACACUGCAAGACAUAUACGAUUGCGGAUGUGACUCGUCUAACGUUCCCGGCAAUUAAAUGAAAUUACUGAGUUGCGGUAUCGCAUAUCGCCGUAACUCGCGCUCUCAUUAUAAUGCCGUGCAUUCUUCGCACGAAACAAAUCUUUCUCCCGGCAUCGAGUCUCGCACAGGCGUCGAGCUCGGCUGAGAGCAAUGGAAUAUCGCGCGUGAUAUACUUCCCUUCGUUAUAGCUUUAAUAUUAUUUACAUAGUGAUUAUUGUGUACUUGCGUGAUAUUUAGUGAAUUCAAGAAAACACGAGGCAAAUACUUGGCAUACACUCGGUGUAUUGUUUGAGUUACGUUUAUAGGCAUGCGUGAGGGCACGCACAUACCUGAGCAAAGCGGUGAGAAUCCAAACUUUAUGCUGCGCAAGAUAGCGUGAAACAUUCGCGUUCAGAACAUUAAAGCAAGCCAGAUAAAUUACUGCACUGAAAUGUGUAAAUAAUAAGCAAGUAAGAAUAUUAGGUGCGCUCUGUCUUUCACGAUUCAAUAAGAAUGCAGCUGCUGCAGCAUGCAUUCAGAAGAAAUGAUACGUGUAAAAUAAUGCCCUUGGCUUAAAAAUUCCAAAGCUAUAGGACGGUAAAUAAGUUUUCAAAAUUUUCGCUCGAUAAAAAUAAAGAUAAUUUUCCAUAC
Linepithema humile (Argentine ant) is the source of this 4429-nucleotide messenger RNA. Its product is annotated as putative sodium-dependent multivitamin transporter. Gene Ontology annotation, biological process: sodium ion transport; transmembrane transport. Lineage: Eukaryota; Metazoa; Arthropoda; Insecta; Hymenoptera; Formicidae. Gene Ontology annotation, cellular component: membrane. The record is from RefSeq and is a predicted model, not a curated record. Gene Ontology annotation, molecular function: symporter activity.